AUGCACCGACAGUACUCGCGACCCGCGUCGACGCACUCGGACUCGGACUCGGACUCGGCGCAGGAGGAGGGCGCGCUCGAGUACCGCUCGCUGCCCAGCGGGUUCAGACGCCGCGCCUCGUCCUUCUUCCAGCGACGCCCGCACAUGGACGACGACCGCCUCGACGAGCCUCAACAGCCAUCGAGCGACGACGAGCCGCCACGCCGGCCCGGCAUGUUCUCGCGGCGAGCGCGAGAGGCCUCGCGCCCGUCCCGCUCGCGCGCCCAGUCGCUCUCGGCGCUCGACUCGCCGCAUCUCGACUCGCCAUACGCCCACGACGACGCCUACCUCGACUCGGCGCCGCCAGCCUCGGUCCAACCUCGCCCUCCCUCCCCUCCCUCGCCGAGCGAGCUCGACACGCCAUUCCGUCUUUUCGCCCCGACUUUCUCGCAGCGCCAGCUCGCGCGCCUUUCUCGAGCGUCGCAGCAGGCGCAGGAGCGCGACGAGCACAAGGAGAAGAAGGAGCGCGGGCGCGGGAACACGCGCGCCGAGUUCAAGGUCGCCAUGGGCGUCCUCGAGCUCGUCGAGAGCCAGCGCAAGGUGCGCGGCCGAGGGAGGAGCGCGAGCGGGGCGCGGAGCUUGUCGAGGUCGGGAGAGCACGGCGGGCUGGAGGACGUGCUCGACGAGGUCAAGACCAAGGGCGUCCUCGGCGCGUUCGAGGCCGUCGAGGAGCAGGUCCGCCAUCGAGCGAGCGAGGCCGGCGAGCCUGCUCACCCCGCCUCGGCGGUCGCCGUCGAUCCGGUCCACCACGGCACGUCGGGCUUCACGGCCGUCGAGCGGCAGCGCCUCGCCGAGGUCGGCGGCGCCGCCACGCUUAUGGGCGUCGUCGGCGCAGGCCUGGCGCUCUACGAGCACGAGAAGGCGGUCCACCAGGAGCGCGUCAGCAGCCGUUCAGCGUCGAGAGCUUCGUCAGUUGGUCGGGCCGCAGCUUCGACAACUCGACCUUCCUCUCGUCCGACGGGCACCGAGCUGUCGACCGCCCGACCGUCUGCGGUUCCUGGCCCGCACGCACCGCUCCCGCCCUCGACCGUCUCCCGACCUCUCUUGACGCCGGCUACUGCCGCGCCAACAGCGCCCGCCACGCCCUACUUCUCGGAGCUCACGCCGACCCAGCACCACCUCGUCCAGCACGCCGCCGCCGCGCUCCUGCUCAAGGACAAGAAGCGUGGCACGCUCCACGACGACUUUGAGAAGGCCAUUGGCGGCAUCGAGCACCUCGUCGAGCGGCUCGAGGAGUCGGUACGGGUCGGCGGGCGGUCGGGCAAGGGCAAGCGCCUCAAGAAGCUCUUUGGCACGCCGCUGCCCGACGUCACCAAGCACGAGGGCGUCGACUCGUUCCACGGCGCCAACCCGCACGGGACGGUCCGAGUGCCCGAGUUCAUCGACCACUGCAUCACGGCGCUCAUGCAGAUGGACAUGACGACCGAGGGCAUCUUCCGCAAGUCGGGCAACUUGCGCAUCCUGUCCGAGAUCAUGCACGCUCUCGACAACUCGGGCGGCGAUGACACGGUCAUCGACCUUGCCGCACUCGACCCGAUCACGCUCGCCGACCUCCUCAAGCGGUUCCUCGCCUCGCUCCCGCACCCGGUCCUCACGGGCCACCUCUUCGAGCUUUUCGUCGCCUGCUCUCACAUCAAGAACGUCGGGCUGCGUCGCCGGGCCCUGCAUCUCGUCAUCUGCCUCAUGCCGCGAGUGAACCGCGACGUGUUCGAGGUCAUCGGCGUCUUCCUCGUCUGGCUCUCGCAGUUUGCCCACAUCGCGGUCAAGGUCGGCAACAAGAUGGACCUCUCGGCGAUCGCUACCGUCAUGGCGCCGACGCUUCUCCGCCCCGCUCACCGCGACGCCAAGCCCGCCGAGUACCCCUCGAUGAUUGCCGCCGUCCUCUCGCUCCUCGAGGAGCAGCAGGUCCUCCACGCCGUGCCGUACGAGCUCGCGCAGGUCCUUCACCUCGAGGUGCCGCACGAGCAGCUUCAUCGCGAGGGAGGGAGCGCCGGGCUCGUGCAGCACCUGGCGAGGCUGCUGUGAGCGUGAGGGGCGGUGUGUGUACUACUCUGUGCAACGAUGGACUCUCG
Rhodotorula graminis WP1 is the source of this 2111-nucleotide messenger RNA. RefSeq lists its product as uncharacterized. The record is from RefSeq and is a predicted model, not a curated record. Gene Ontology annotation, cellular component: cytoplasm. Bases 1 to 2064 code for a protein of 687 amino acids. NCBI's taxonomy places the organism in Eukaryota, Fungi, Basidiomycota, Microbotryomycetes, Sporidiobolales, Sporidiobolaceae. Gene Ontology annotation, biological process: regulation of GTPase activity; signal transduction. The transcript has 9 exons.